AUGGCUUUUGACUUCUCAAUUGAAUAUAAAAAGGGUUUAGAGAAUAAGGCCGCAGAUGCUCUUUCUAGAAUGCCUGAUGCAGAAGUUUUAGCCAUAGCCGUACCACAUGAUGAUUUGUAUAACAAAAUUAAGGAUUCUUGGAGUACUGAUUCUGCAUUACAGUUGUGUGACAUUUGCCAAAGACACAAGUAUGAUGUUGCAGCUUCUCCAGGUUAUCUUCAGCCCCUCCCUAUACCUGAAGGUGUUUGGACUGAUAUAUGUCUUGACUUUAUAGAAGGCCUUCCAAAGUUCCAGGGAAAAGAUGUUAUAUUAGUAUUGGUGGAUAGAUUGAGUAAGUAUGCUCAUUUCUUGAGUUUGCAGCAUCCAUAUACAGCUCAGUCAGUAGCUAAAAGUUUCUUAGAUGGAGUCUUUAAACUACAUGGAAUGCCUGUUACUAUGACCAGUGAUAGAGAUCCUAAACCUCUUGUGCAUUUUCCCUACCUGGUCGGAGAAAGUGCAGUUGAGAUGGUGGACAGAGAUCUUGCAGCUAGAGAGGCUAUCAUCCAGUUAAUCAAGUUUCACAUUGCUAGAGCUCAACAAAGAAUGAAAGACGUGACUGAUAAACAUAGAUCUGAUAGGUCCUUUGAAGUUGGUGACUGGGUCUAUUUGAAAUUGCAGCCUUAUAGGCAUGUUUCAGUUGCCUCUAGGCCUUUUAACAAGCUAGCAGCCAAGUAUUAUGGACCCUAUGUAGUUGAGGCUAAGAUUGGAGUUGUUGCUUAUAGACUUUUGCUUCCUUCUGAAGUACUUAUUCAUCCCUCACUCCAUGUGUCACAGUUGAAAAGGUGUCUUGUUGUGCCUAGUAGCAUUUCUCAUCCUCCUGUUCUCCACCUCUCAAGUCCUCAAUGUCCUUUACCUGGGGCUAUUCUUGAUAGAAGGAUGGUCAAGAAGGGUAACAAGGCUACCACUCAAGUUCUCAUCAAGUAG
This is a messenger RNA of Capsicum annuum, 963 nucleotides long. RefSeq lists its product as uncharacterized. Lineage: Eukaryota; Viridiplantae; Streptophyta; Magnoliopsida; Solanales; Solanaceae. Bases 1 to 963 code for a protein of 320 amino acids. The record is from RefSeq and is a predicted model, not a curated record. The transcript is spliced from 3 exons. Gene Ontology annotation, molecular function: nucleic acid binding.